Molecule: messenger RNA, 2063 nt
Organism: Prunus persica (peach)
Lineage: Eukaryota; Viridiplantae; Streptophyta; Magnoliopsida; Rosales; Rosaceae
Product: agamous-like MADS-box protein AGL82
Exons: 2
Coding region: 179-1306 (375 amino acids)
Biological process (GO): positive regulation of transcription by RNA polymerase II
Molecular function (GO): RNA polymerase II cis-regulatory region sequence-specific DNA binding; protein dimerization activity; DNA-binding transcription factor activity, RNA polymerase II-specific
Source: RefSeq, a predicted model, not a curated record
AUAUUCUGAUGAACUGAUAAGAACGAAGACUUAUCGGUUAUGCUUAUGGUAUGUGUUUCUUAAAAGAAAACGCCUUUAGUUUGAUAAUAUGUACGGGGAGGGGGUUUGAACUCGGCGAUGUAAUAUGUUCUAACAUGAUCUUAUCUUGCUGUUUUUUUCUUAGAACAAAAACAUAGACAUGGGUCGACGUAAGACAAAGCUAGCUUUGGAGCUGAUUCAGGACGACAAAGCUCGCAAGGUUACUUUUCGGAAGAGAAAGAAUGGAUUGUUUAAGAAGGCUUUUGAGUUAACCACCCUUUGUGAUGUGAAGGUGUGUACAAUCGUUUAUGAGAAGAAAUCCGAGGGCAAACUGGCCCCUCCUCAAACCUUCCCUGCGAAAUUUGAAGAGGUGAAGGAAAUCAUUGACAAGUACAAGUCCAAUUCAUCAAAGAUCAAGAAAGUUCAGAACUUGGCUGACUUUUAUGCCACCCAAACAAUGCAAGUUAAGAAAGAGAUUGUGAAACUACGCACCAAGAGUUAUGAAGAGAAGUAUCCUACAUGGGACGACCGUCUUAAUGAGUAUUCAUUGGACCAAAUGCAAGAGCUUUUAAACAAUUUAGAGGCCAAAAUUCAAGCUGCCCACAAGAUACACAACAUGAUGAUGAUCGAUUCAAAGAAACCUGCAAUACAAGAUUAUAUACCCCCAAUGGCCUUGGUUCAAAGCAACCUAGACCCUCCAUUUCUUUCAAUGGUUGAUGAUCAGAACCCUAGUAAUUAUGGUUCAAUGGGGAUGAGCGAAAGUGGCUGGGAUCAAUUUGCAUCUGCAAGCACUUCAUGGGCCAAUAACAACAUUCAGUAUGCUCCAUCAAAUGUUUCGGAUUAUAAGGGCACGACAUCUAUCUGGGAUUAUGACCUGUUUGGAAUUGAUGCAGUUCCUCUGCAAUAUGGAAAUAUGGAGGAGAAGCCGACAUUCUAUAAUAAUAAUCCCAUGCAACCACCAUAUAUGCACGACCCGAUAUUGUCCAGUGCUGCUACGACAUCUCAAGUUGAACAACAACAACUAAGCGUUGAACAUGCUCUGGACGUGCCUCCAAUAAAUGUUGCAUAUGAUGAACCGCUUUCUCUAUCCUUGCAACCAAGUCAUACCGAUUGUCCAGUCUCGGCAGCUUCUUUUUCAUUUGAAUAUCAACAGUUUGCUACUUCAUCUCAGUCUGAAUCUCAAUCUCAAUCUCAAUCUCAAUCUCAAUCUUAUGUUGAUGAUCAAGUGCGCAUGUUGUACGACAGCAUGUUCCAAUUCAAACAGAACAACGUAUCCACGUAUAAAUAGGCCUCAGGGUACUUGGGGGGAUUUGGGUUUUAAGGUUCGUUCAACUUUUAUUCAGUAUAGGCUAGACAAGGAGUUCCGGCUAUUUUGAAACUUUGGCUCUCUUUUUUGAUAGAGAUACUAUAUAUAGAAGCUUUGGCUUGCUUGAAGAUAUGUACUUGUUAAUCUAUUAGGCGUCACCCUAUUUGAAUUCUAUAAAUAUCACUAACUAGUUUUAUUAAUAUAGUAUUAUUUCUCUUCUCAAGUUCAAUUCGGGGGGCAAAUUGUCAUCCCAAAGCAAAAUUCCUUGUUUGGGUUUUUUUGCGUCGGAUGCUUUUUCUCUUGUUUACAUUGGAUCCCUUGUCUUAUCAUAAUUAUGCACCCUUUUUUCGAUUUUCCCGCAAAAGCCUUUACAAGUUUUACCAAUAUCUAUGUUAUUGCCCUAGAAUUGAUAGAAAUCACAAACGCAUGCCGGAUUUGAGCCCUUGGAAGAGACUUAAGUUACUAUAUGAGUAAAGAAGAAGGUAGAUGCUCUCCAAAUUGACCAAACCAACACAAGGAACAACCCAAUAGAUUAGAGACACAUCGCAUCAAGGACUUGACCUUCAGAGGUUUUACCACUCCUACAUUACAUUACAGAGCAGUCAUAUCCCUUUUACAUCUUGCGACUUCAUUUUUCAUCAUCAUAAAACCCGAGCUCUCAAAUGUUGUACAACUUAAACAAGUAUCUUCACAAGAGACACACACUUAUUCAGCAGGCUCUCACUCACGCUAAGCACUA